AUGGGUAAUUCUCUAGCUAAUGGAAAUAAUUCAACAGCAGCCUCGACUGCUAUUAUAUCGAAAGACCUAUCUUCAUUUGUUUAUCAAGAUUUAAUUUUUCAUGUUCAAUCAAUUCAAUAUCAAAUGAUUGAAAUCGCCAAAUAUCUUGAUGAUCGAUGGAAAAAUGAACAGAAGAUACAAAAAGAAUUGAAAUCACGUUCAAUAACAUUUGUUGAUCCAUAUGGCAAUUCAAUAACUAAUAAAUAUAUGGAUCAUGAGUUAAUCAGUACAUUGUUUAUGAAAUACAAAAAGAAUUAUGUACCAAAAUAUUUACAAAAGUGGAUUAAAAUUGGAACAAUGAAUCAAAAUAGUAUUUCUACAUGUACGGAUUCAGAACUGAAAUCAUCUGUAUUUGAAUAUCCAGAUGGUUAUCAAUUUAUUACAUAUGGUUCCGUUGUCAUCAUUGGAAAUGUUGUGUACUCACUUGAUGCUGCCGUCGAUAUUUCGGUUGUUCCUUGCGACACAAUGUUUGGUGUCAUUGUAAUUGCUAUUGUUGCUGUUGUUGUUGUCAUGCCUAUUGAGGAUGUACUCAGUACUAUAAAAUAA
Messenger RNA from Rotaria sp. Silwood1, 585 nucleotides. The record is from the annotation of a GenBank genome assembly. Lineage: Eukaryota; Metazoa; Rotifera; Eurotatoria; Philodinida; Philodinidae.